AACAUGGCGGUCUCUGUAACACCGCUUCGCUCCUCCUUCCGAAUGUGUAGCCCGUUGUAUUUACACCAUCACCGCUGCCGGGCCAAUCUGCGGAUACAGAGAAAGUGUGAAUGCCAGUGGAGACGCGUGCACCAAGCUGCGACAAGACAUGAAGCAGUGGUGUUUUCUGGGACAGUGUUGGCUCGACAAAUCCACAGAGAAAUACAACGGGAUGUGGAGGAGAUGGUCGCUCAGGGUAACAUGAGACCCCACUUAGCUGUGGUCAUAGUAGGAGAUGAUCCAGCCAGUCACACCUAUGUCCGAAAUAAAACCCGGGCUGCCAAUAUUCUUGGGAUUUCAAGUGACACAGUUGUCCGGCCAAGCUCUGUCUCUCAAGAGGAACUGCUGGAGCUGAUUGACAAAAUGAACCGAGACUGGAGAGUUAGCGGUCUCUUGGUACAAUUGCCUCUUCCUGAGCACAUCAAUGAGCGAGCUGUGUGUAAUGCCAUUGCUCCAGAGAAAGACGUGGAUGGCUUCCAUAUUGUCAACAUUGGGAAGUUGUGCCUGGACCAGAGAUCCAUGAUCCCUGCCACACCUGCAGCUGUGUGGGAGAUUAUCAAGAGAGCAGGAAUUGAAACAGUGGGCAAGAAUGUGCUGGUUGCUGGCCGCUCGAAGAAUGUUGGAAUGCCCAUUGCAAUGUUAUUGCACACAGACCGUUACCAUGAGCGCCCGGGGGGUGAUGCCACCGUGACCAUCACUCACCGGUGUACUCCGAGGGAACACCUGAAGGAGCUGGCUAACCUGGCUGACAUCAUCAUCGCAGCUGCAGGUGUCCCAGGGCUGAUAACUGCUGAUAUGAUAAAGGAAGGAGCUGCAGUCAUUGAUGUGGGAAUCAACCGCAUUCACGACCCCAAGACAGGAAAACUCAGACUCAUAGGAGAUGUAGACUUUCAGGGAGUGAAGCAGAAAGCAGGUUUUAUCACUCCUGUUCCUGGAGGCGUAGGUCCAAUGACAGUCGCCAUGCUGAUGAAAAACACUGUCAAGGCAGCUAGGAAUGCUCUGACGCACUAGGCACAUAAUACAACAACUUUAUCAAUGAAUGAACACUCAUGCUAAACUAUAUACAAACAUACAAAUACACAACCAUUGUACAAACAUUUAUUUAAUUACAUGUACACAUAUUGAUAUUUCUUAUUGCCUCAACUCAUCUGCUGGAAAACGUACUUGAUAUUAUUGUAUAUUAUUUAUUUAUUUAUUUAUUUAUUUCAGUUAUUUAUUCAAAGGUUACAUUUUUACCAAAUCAAAUUAAUAUUUUUUCUACAGAAGUUGUUUUGUUCUGAGCAUUCCAGAUUCACUGGAAGUUAUCAAUGAAAUAAAUGCUGUGCCAACAUUAAUUUCAUUUCCCCUUUACGUGUCUGUUACUAUUAAGAUUAUUGUGCAAAAUUCACUCUUGUGAGCUUUAAGCCAUGUUAUAAUUCUGUUGUCUCCUCAAAAACAUACCUGGAGUUGUGUUUGUUUCAUUCUCCUAUGUUUGAGUAACCCUUUAUUAGGUAGUCUAUCAACAUCUCUAUAACUCAGAAUGCUCUGUUCCACCUUGUGAUGUCAUGAAGCGGUCAUUUUCAAGUUGACAUCUAUGUCUUACCUUUAGUUUAGGAGAGAUCAGCAAUUCGCUGAAGCGCUGAAAUAAUCCAAAUAAUUGUACUGAAAUUUAAAAUCACAGUGAAGCACAAACAGAUUUUUUCUGUUUGAGCCUAAAUAUGCGGGGUUUGUGUGUUUAAAUGUGUAAAAGAAACAAAAUACAACUCCAGGUAUGUUUGUGAUGAUGAAACAAAAUUAUAACAAAGAUCAGAAAAUAGCGUAAUAUGGGCCCUGUAAAAAUGUACUCUGUAACUUUUAUGUUUGUUGACAUUUGCAAGAUGCUAGUUUCAUGGAGGUGUUGAUUUGCCUGUAAUGUUCCACAGUAUGACAUUUGGCUUAUAUCUAUCUUAUUUUUUAUGUAAUUGAAUUGCAACUUUUUUUUUACUAUGACUGAUCACCUCUAAUUUGUUCUGCUGGCGUCAUCUGCUGGCCUUAUCUGCUUGUCUCUGUUGGGAUGGAUAAAUUUAAUGUCAUAUUGUGAAACAUACCAGCAUUUCCAUGGCAUACCUUUAGUUUGACAAGUCACUCAGUGACCCUCUUAACUAAACAUCUUGUCAUUCAAAGAUCUUAAAACCAUACUGAACAGAUCUUUUAACAAUGCGGUACUUACGUUUUUGGUUUUCUGAGGCAGUCACAUUUCAGAAGCACAGGCCUGUCUGGACACGUUGGCUGUCAAGUGAAACUGGGAAAGGAAAUGUGAUUUAGGAGGAAGGAAAAGCUUUUAUUCUCAUAAAUGGUGCUACUCACUGAUUGGCCGAUUUCCCAUGCUUUAUAAAAGAUCUGUCAAAACCAGUUAAACUUCAGUCUCGCUAAGCUGUAGACGUCGGCUUCACUAUGUUUAGUCAAAGAAACUCCAGAACGGCUCUCCUUCCAGUGUUGGCGGUGCUCUUCCUUUUUUAUACAAUGGGACAAACUGCCGCAUCUACAGACACCAUCGACACUACACCAUUUCCAGCAGUGACAAACUCAUCCUUGAGCACACAACUCAACAACAGUAGCGCUGUUAAGUCACAUAGACCAUGUGGUAGUGACAAUGUGAACUUCUGUUUAAACGAUGGCCAGUGCAUUUACUACCAGGACAGAAACGAACCAUCAUGCCAGUGCCAGUUUCCUUUUGGAGGUGAGCGCUGCGGGGAAAGCCUAACCCUUACCGUUAAAAGAAACAAUUCUGAGCAGCUCAUUGGAGUUAUUGUUGGUGUUCUAAUGGUGAUCUUUGCUCUGGUCAUCAUUAUUUCCUGCUGUUUACUUAAGAGGUGUGUAAAGUCAGUCCCUCUAAAAACAUCUUCACCAGAAACCCAAGUAUGACUUCUGCUUCCUCCUUGGCUGCCAUUAUGAUCAUCAUGGCCAAGCAUUUUUAUGCGUCAUAGACCAACGGUUUUUGAGUCGACUUUUUGUCAUGUUAUUUAUUGUAUUUAGGUAUUUAUUGUGAAUAAUUAACUUAUCUUUUGUAAUAAGUAUAUAAUAAAGUUUUUUACAUUUUUAAAAUA
Boleophthalmus pectinirostris (great blue-spotted mudskipper) is the source of this 3104-nucleotide messenger RNA. RefSeq names its product bifunctional methylenetetrahydrofolate dehydrogenase/cyclohydrolase 2, mitochondrial-like. The coding region runs from base 4 to 1050 and encodes 348 amino acids. Gene Ontology annotation, molecular function: methylenetetrahydrofolate dehydrogenase (NADP+) activity; methenyltetrahydrofolate cyclohydrolase activity; methylenetetrahydrofolate dehydrogenase (NAD+) activity. Gene Ontology annotation, biological process: tetrahydrofolate interconversion. The record is from RefSeq and is a predicted model, not a curated record. NCBI's taxonomy places the organism in Eukaryota, Metazoa, Chordata, Actinopteri, Gobiiformes, Gobiidae. The transcript is spliced from 12 exons. Gene Ontology annotation, cellular component: mitochondrion.